CUAAGAGGUUCAAUUCAUUGAACAAGGCAAAGGGAGAUCAAUCCUUCUUCGCUACUUCAACUCUUGUGACUCACGAGACUCUCAUCUCACCAAAACAAAGGCAUCACAAGACUCACAAGAACCAGAAGAAGAGGGAUUAAUGGAUUCAACAAGGACAGGCAGUGCAACAAAGAAAAAAAGUAGUGACCGACAGGUGGUAGACGGUUCCAAUAUAAUGGAGUUGGUUGGGAAUGAGGAGGAGUUUACCAGCUUUGUUGAUCAUAAGUUCCACGCACAUGAUACAGACAAAGAUGGUCAGCUCUCUGUGAAAGAACUUCAACCUGCUGUUGCCGAUAUCGGUGCUGCCCCUGGCUUGCCUGCUCAGGGUUUUCCUCCUGAUUCCCAUCAUAUCUACUCUGAGGUUUUGAAAGAGUUUGCUCAUGGCAAACAAGAGAAGGUGAGUAAGACUGAGUUCAAAGAGGUUCUCUCCGAUAUUUUACGAGGCAUGACAGCUGGCUUGGAACGACACCCUACAGUCAUCCUCCGUAUUGACGGAGAAGACCUGCAAGAGUUCAUCAAUAUCCCUACCUAUGAAACAGAGAUGGUCUCCAUAUUCUCUCAAAUUGACCCAGCUGAUUCAUCACUACAUGAUUACAUUAUCAAGGCUCUCGAUAAACUAACUGUUGAUCAAGGAAUGCCCCCUUCCUCAGAAUCUUGGGUUACAAGCAACAUUGUAGAACCAGCCAUGCAGUCUUGUGGUAUAGAUGAACAUAGAAAGCCUGUGUCUCAAGAUACAUACCUGGUGGAGUUUAAGAAAGUGGCAGAGUGUGUGGCUCAACAUUUAAAAGAGCAGCCUGUGAUUGUUGCGCAUAGUGAAAACACUUUCAAUGGAAGUGCCAUCAAGAGACUCUUAUCCAAUAAGUUUGAAUUAGAAAAGACAAUGAAUGCAGCUCUAGAGAAUGUGCCAAAAGAUGGUAGAGGAAAAUUGUCUAAGGACUAUUUACGUGUAGCACUGGAUACAUUGGCUCCAUCAGCUGGUUUACCUCCAUUGGGUGCUGUUGAUCAGAUAGACAAGGUCGUCGGUGAUGUUUUUAAAAUGGUGAAUGCUGAUGAUGGGAAGAUAGUAAAGGAAGAGGAGUUCAAGAAGAUUCUGACUGAAAUUCUAGGAAGUAUUAUGCUGCAAAUAGAGGAGAAUCCCAUCUCAAUAUCUACAAAUUCGGUUGUGCAUGAGCCCUUUGCUACUUCUUCAUCUACACUUUUGCAGCCAUCUUUCUAAUUGCACAUCAUGGGCUUAACUAUAAAUAAUACAUAUGUGAAGGGAAACAAAUUAAAAUAAAAAAGGAGAAUAAUUUUUUAAAUGUUAAGGAAAAUUAUUGCAAGCUUAAGUUGUGUAAUAUAUAUUGCUGUGGUUACGAGAUUUGAUGCUUGAGAUAUGCAAAUACACACUAAUUGUGAUGCUCGAGGUAGACUUAACUCUACAUGUGAUAUUCAUAUCUUUACUGAUAUUCAAGAGAAGAGAUGGAAUUAAAAGUGAAUUCAAUCUGAGUUAAACUGAAUUUAGGGUUGGUUUAAGU
This is a messenger RNA of Mangifera indica (mango), 1553 nucleotides long. RefSeq lists its product as uncharacterized. Gene Ontology annotation, molecular function: calcium ion binding. The coding region runs from base 140 to 1255 and encodes 371 amino acids. The transcript has 5 exons. The record is from RefSeq and is a predicted model, not a curated record. Lineage: Eukaryota; Viridiplantae; Streptophyta; Magnoliopsida; Sapindales; Anacardiaceae.